CACACUGUUACCGCUACGUUCCCUUGUUUGCGCCUGCUGUCCCAACACUGAACCUGACCCUCUAAUACCACGCACUCGAUUGGAACAUCAGACUCAAGGGUUCCAGGGUCCCAGCAACGAAACCAAUUGUACGUUUCUUAAUCCAUAUGUGGACAGCAGCAUUCUAUUUAGAGGGGCAACAGGAGCGGCAUCCUCACACGCCUUUUCUUCCUACCUCGAUUCAUCCAUGUCCAAAUACAAAUACAAAGAGGAUAUCACAAACAUGCCCUCCUCCAACCACUCCCACACCCCUGUAUCUCACACCCUCACCCGCUCAAACAUCCAAUCGUGGAAGUACGUCUUGCUACAUUCCCCCUGCCACCAAAUCCCAAACGCCACACCGCACUCCUUACACGUGCACACUCUUCCUGAAUGUCACACCCAAAAACCGCCCCAAUUCUAAUACCCUGAGAUAGAGACAGCAUCAGGCAAGCACGCCAAAACUGUGCGUUUGUAGAAAAAUGGCCGUGCAUGUAUUGCCAGAACAGCAUCGAUCUAAAUAGUCUGCGCGAUCAUACGCGGUUUCGGUGCCGAAACUCCGAAUGUGUUG
Messenger RNA from Bipolaris sorokiniana ND90Pr, 589 nucleotides. RefSeq lists its product as uncharacterized. Lineage: Eukaryota; Fungi; Ascomycota; Dothideomycetes; Pleosporales; Pleosporaceae. The transcript has a single exon. The coding region runs from base 147 to 455 and encodes 102 amino acids. The record is from RefSeq and is a predicted model, not a curated record.